UGAUGAUGAUGGCGGCCAGUAUUAAAAAAUAGCAGCAAAAAUUAUUCACCAGCUUUGUGUGUGUGUGUGUGUGUGUGUGUCUCUCUCUCUCUCUGUGUCUCUGCAAUUGUUCCACGCUUUUUUCCUCUCCAGCUUUUCCCCCAGCAGCGCGAUUUCCCUGCUACUCUAGCUGCUCAGUAGCACGGGUUUCACAGGGGAAGGCUUGCUGCUGCUGCUGCUGCUGCCGCCGCUGCCUGGGAUAUCUAAACAUAUAUCUAUACACACAUAUAUUGCUGCUUGUUUUGUCUCUGACUUUGACAACGACAAGGGGAAUUGCUACUAAAUAAUGUUUCUGUACGAUGAGCUGCCCCAUUACGGCGGGAUGGACGGAGUAGGGGUGCCGGCUUCCAUGUACGGAGACCCUCACGCUCCCCGGCCGAUCCCCCCGGUUCACCACCUGAACCAUGGGCCGCCGCUACACGCCAGCCAGCACUAUGGAGCCCACGCCCCGCACCCCAAUGUCAUGCCAGCCAGCAUGGGAUCGGCUGUCAACGACGCCUUGAAGCGGGACAAGGAUGCGAUCUACGGGCACCCGUUGUUCCCCCUGUUAGCGCUGGUCUUUGAGAAGUGCGAGCUGGCGACCUGCACUCCCCGGGAGCCUGGUGUGGCCGGCGGGGAUGUCUGCUCCUCAGACUCUUUCAACGAGGACAUCGCGGUCUUCGCUAAACAGGUCCGCGCUGAAAAACCACUUUUUUCUUCAAACCCAGAGUUGGACAAUUUGAUGAUCCAAGCAAUACAAGUACUAAGGUUUCAUCUUUUGGAAUUAGAAAAGGUCCACGAGUUGUGCGAUAACUUUUGCCAUAGGUACAUUAGUUGUUUGAAAGGAAAAAUGCCAAUCGAUCUAGUUAUUGACGAAAGGGAUGGCAGCUCCAAAUCUGACCAUGAAGAACUCUCAGGAUCUUCCACAAAUUUAGCCGACCAUAACCCUUCAUCUUGGAGAGACCACGAUGAUGCAACCUCAACGCAUUCAGCAGGCACACCGGGGCCCUCCAGUGGGGGCCAUGCUUCCCAGAGUGGAGACAACAGCAGUGAGCAAGGGGAUGGUUUAGACAACAGCGUAGCCUCACCUGGUACAGGGGACGAUGAUGAUCCAGACAAGGACAAAAAGCGUCAGAAGAAAAGAGGCAUUUUCCCCAAAGUAGCAACAAAUAUCAUGAGAGCGUGGCUUUUCCAGCAUCUCACACAUCCAUAUCCUUCAGAGGAGCAGAAGAAACAGUUAGCCCAAGACACAGGACUUACAAUUCUACAAGUAAACAACUGGUUUAUUAAUGCCAGAAGAAGAAUAGUACAGCCUAUGAUUGACCAGUCAAAUCGAGCAGGUUUUCUUCUUGAUCCUUCAGUGAGCCAAGGAGCAGCAUAUAGUCCAGAGGGUCAGCCAAUGGGAAGCUUUGUAUUGGAUGGUCAGCAACACAUGGGAAUCCGGCCCGCAGGUUUGCAAGGCAUGCCAGGGGACUGCGUCUCUCAGGGCGGUCCUAUGGGUAUGAGUAUGGCACAGCCAAGUUACACUCCUCCCCAGAGGACCCCACACCCUACUCAGUUAAGACAUGGACCCCAAAUCCAUUCAUAUUUGUCAAGUCACCCCCAUCACCCAGCCAUGAUGAUGCACAGCGGACCCCCUACCCACCCUGGAAUGACCAUAUCAGCACAGAGCCCCACAAUGUUAAAUUUUGUAGACCCCAAUGUUGGUGGACAGGUUAUGGACAUUCAUGCCCAAUAGUAUAAGGGAACUCAAGGGAAAAAAACAAAAACAAACAAAAAAAUCAAACCUAUUUUAAGACUUUUGAACUUUGACCAGAUAUUGACACUUAAAACAAAAUUCCAGACAGCUGUGAUUAUUUUUUACUUUUGUCAUUUUUCAUCAACAACAGAGGACCAAUGAGAAAAGAACAGAAAUGUGAAAUCAUGGGCUCACUGAAACAAUUAUGUCCAUGUAAAGAUCCUCUGAGGGGAAAAAACAAACAAAAAAGACUCCAAGAGUUAUAACUACUGUAGUAUAAACAUAGGAACUAAGUUAACUUGUACAUUUCUGUUGAUCACUCCGUUAUGUUGCCUCAAAUAGUUUUAGAAGAAAAAAAUUCCUUGUUUUCCACACUAUGUGUGUUGUUCCCAAAAGAAUGACUGUUUUGGUUCACCAGUGAAGUCACUAUCCAUGAAAGACUACAGUAUAUUUCAGACCAGUUUUGGCCAGUGAAAAAAGAAUUACCCUGGAGAUGAAGAUGAAAAGUCCUGCUGGGUCUCUGAUCACUCAGAAGACAGUUCCAAGAAGGCGUUGCCGUCCCCUGGGUUUUGUUCCUUCAUAAAUGUGUCCUUUAGUUUCAAACAGAUCUUUAUAGUUUGUGCUUCAAAAACCUAUUUUUUGGACUCUUCUUCAAAGAGCUUGCAGGUGAAAAUUUAAAAGACAGAGCAGGAGCUUCUUCCAGUGGUUCUGAGCCUUGGCUUUGGACAAAACAAAACUAAAGUUGGGCAGCUUUCUCAAUGAAAGAAGUUACUAAUGGUCUUUGCACCAAACCUAGAACUUUAUCAUGAACUCAAAGCUUGGGAAAAAAGCAAGAGAAUACUGUAACAAACUUCGUACAGAGUUCGGUCUAUUAAUUGUUUCAUGUUAGAUAUUCUAUGUGUUUACCUCAAUUGAAAAAGAAAAAAAAAAGAAUGUUUUGCUAGUAUCAGAUCUGCUGUGGAAUUGGUAUUGUAUGUCCAUGAAUUCUUCCUUUCUCAGCACGUGUUCCUCACUAGAAGAAAAUGCUGUUACCUUUAAGCUUUGUCAAAAUUUACAUUAAAAUACUUGUAUGAGGACUGUGACGUUAUGUUUAAAAAAAAGGUGUUAAGUCACAAAAUGCGGUAAUAAAUAUUUCAUUUUUGAUUUUU
Messenger RNA from Chelonoidis abingdonii (Abingdon island giant tortoise), 2904 nucleotides. It is a transcript of the gene MEIS2, whose product is annotated as Meis homeobox 2. The record is from RefSeq and is a predicted model, not a curated record. Gene Ontology annotation, molecular function: DNA binding. Gene Ontology annotation, biological process: regulation of DNA-templated transcription. Lineage: Eukaryota; Metazoa; Chordata; Testudines; Testudinidae.